AUGCUUCCCAAGAUUCUCCUAGUUGUGAUGCUAUCUACAGGCGUCCUCUCCUUGAAGUAAGGGUUUUUUUGUGCUUUUACCCAAUAAAAAAUACUUCCUAUAGUCUGUUCACCACGAUUCGGAAUUUCACCGAACGACAUUCCGCUGUUUCGCUGCGUGCCUUUGCGCGCUUUUAAUUUUUCCUUUUAUUUAAGAACUCGGCCAAAACGUGUUCCUAGUGGAACAGUCCAUCUAUCAGAAAUGAGAAGCGAUCCAAGGCGAGACCAAGGCUCGUAAAGACGCUUCGCGACGCAGCGGAACAGCGGAAUGUCGUUCGGUGAAAUUCCAUGUCUUGGCACACAGACUAUACCAGAUCUGCAAUACAAACUUGUACAGCAAUCAUUUUUUGUGAUUUUUUUUAGGUUUACUCUCUUCUUAUAUUACAGGUGUGCCUUCGAAGCGAAAUCGAGUGUGUCAAGUUUGGACAUAGGAGGUGGUGUUGACAAGUGCCAAAACGGGGAUGAUUACUGUGUCCGGGUGAGAAUUGUUUUGGUCUGCUUGAUUCUCAGAAUUUUGCAGCUCUCCUCCAACGGAGUCAGCGCCAAAGGUUGCUCGAAGACGGCUGGAAAGAUAAGUGGACAAGGAGUUCCGACACGAAUCGACUGUCUCGCGGAGGAUUGUCUUCCUGAUGGAAGUCUGUGCUGUUGCAAGGGAGACAUGUGCAAUACGUCCUUCGGAACGAGUGUUUUUUUGCCUCUUGUAUCAUUCACAUUGUUGAGGAUCUUUCUGUUUUCGCUUUGAUAAAUUUUAUUUGUGUUUUUUUUGUGGUUCAAAAGUCCAUGGCUGUUUGAAAACGACGCCAUGAGCGGAUUAAUGUGGUAACAUGGCAAAGUUUCUGUAAAGGAAUAUCGGUAUUCAUCACAAAAGACUCUAGGAACUGGCCAGCUUCUCGGAACUGAUCCUAAUAUUUUAUUGGAUUUCGACGGUUUCCGUUGAUUUCUAGACGUCUUUUCUUAAAAACGGGGGAACUGUGCAGGUUGAGACCUUCCGAAGCUUCUUCUGGUACAUCAAGGGGCGUUCUGGCCGAUUUUCUGGAAAAUCCCAACUGA
Caenorhabditis auriculariae is the source of this 1088-nucleotide messenger RNA. The record is from the annotation of a GenBank genome assembly. Lineage: Eukaryota; Metazoa; Nematoda; Chromadorea; Rhabditida; Rhabditidae.